Molecule: messenger RNA, 732 nt
Organism: Vicia villosa (hairy vetch)
Lineage: Eukaryota; Viridiplantae; Streptophyta; Magnoliopsida; Fabales; Fabaceae
Exons: 2
Coding region: 1-732 (243 amino acids)
Source: RefSeq, a predicted model, not a curated record
AUGGAGAACCAGGACAUAUCAGUACACAUUGUCAGAAGCCGAAGCAAGCUAAAUCUGGAGAGAAAGUGUUUUCUUUAUCAGGAACUCAUAAUUCCAAAUGCCGACAUGUUGAUUAAAGAUAUAUGUUUCAUUAAUAGUAUUCCUUUAAUUACUAUUGUUGAUACUGGUGCUACACACUUUUUUAUUGUUACUGAUUGUGUGAAAAGAUUUUUUGGUGUUAAUCUUAUUUGUUUGCCGCUGAGGGAUCUUGAUGUUAUCUUGGGAAUAAACUGGUUGGAGUUUAAUCAUGUUCAUAUAAUUUGUUAUAACAAAUAUGUACGGUUCGUUUUUCCUAUUGAGGAAGAGGAAAUGGGUUUGUUAUCUGCUAGGAAGAUGGAAGAGGUCUUGCAGGACGAGGCUCAGGUGUUUGCGUUGUUUGCAUAUUUAUCUGCUGAAAGUCAAGCUGUAAUUGAUGAAUUUUCGAUAGUGCAUGAUUUUCUAGAUGUGUUUCUAGAUGAUGUUUCAGAUGUGCCGCCAAAGCGAGAGGUGGAGUUCUUUAUUGAUCUUGUCCCUGGUACCAGACAUGUUUCUAUGGUACCAUACAUGAUGUCGACGUCAGAAUUCGAAGAGUUGAGAAAGAAAUUAGAGGAUUUGUUGGAAAAUAAAUUUGUGAGACCAAGUGUGUCACCUUGUGGAGCUCCGAUGUUGUUGGUAAAGAAAGAUGGUAGUAUGAGGUUGUGUGUGGAUUAUUGA